Messenger RNA from Agrilus planipennis (emerald ash borer), 4986 nucleotides. Its product is annotated as myb-like protein O. The record is from RefSeq and is a predicted model, not a curated record. The transcript has 4 exons. Gene Ontology annotation, biological process: anatomical structure morphogenesis; regulation of DNA-templated transcription; cell differentiation. Lineage: Eukaryota; Metazoa; Arthropoda; Insecta; Coleoptera; Buprestidae. Gene Ontology annotation, molecular function: RNA polymerase II cis-regulatory region sequence-specific DNA binding; DNA-binding transcription factor activity, RNA polymerase II-specific. The coding region runs from base 701 to 2734 and encodes 677 amino acids.
GUGGCCGAAGAAAGGGCAGCGCUCAGUCUGGUACCAUGUCAUGGUACGUACCACACAAACAAACGUACAUAGGUACAUACACAGGUAGGAAUAACGAACGGGCAGGUAUAGUCGUGAUGCCAGCCCACAAUACGUACGCUGCUGUCUAUGUAUCAGUAUCCUUAUAAACGAGCAGUGAACAACACCUCGCACACCUGUCCCACACUGCACGCUCUUGAACCGACGGAAAGACGCAACAAGUGUCUCGAUUAAAGUAAGACCUGCGCGCCGUGCGUCCGCGCCACCCUCGCUUACCCCAUCGUUUUAUCGUACCACCGCGUCUGAAACCGAAAACUGCCCAGUCACAAAAUCGUACCGAUCAAUUUUAUUGAACGAAAACCGAUUGUCGUUACCAGCUUUCAAGCCAAGAAAAACUUUCGACUUGGUGGGUCGAGACUGUUCUCUCAUUUUUCUUCUUUCGUGUAUUAUCAUACUGAAGUUUUCGUCUUUUCGGGCGCCAAUGUGCUAGUGUUAGUGGAGAUAAAGUGCCAAAACAAACACGCCUGAGGAAAACACAUAUUUGCCCGGCAAAUACUCGACUUAAGUAGUAAUAAUCACCACAGAAUUAUGUAGAUAGUGAGUUACUAAUAAGAGCCUAUCACGAAUCAAACUGGAUGGUGCAGUAUAAUAUUAGUGACCAGUUUAUUAGGACUCUGCAAGUAUGGCAUCCGAUGAGGAUUGCAACACUUCCUUUACCUACCCGAUAAUCGAGGAAGCCACAUCGUCUCCGACAACCAACCCUUACAGUUGUUUAUCCCCGUCGAACCCUCCGUCACCCCUUCUAACCUCCCAGUAUACGUUACAUAUGACCCCCCGCUACGACUACCAAGACCAAGAUAUGAUCCCAGCGUCGCAGGUGCUCCCGCAGGUUCUCCCAAAAACUCAGGAAAUGUGGGACAUGGGACAGUCGAUCUAUACGGACUAUAGAUCGUACGAUGGCCGGUUUCAAAACGACUAUUUGAGAACGAAUUAUUCCGAAGGGUUACCGACAGUGUUCGGCCAAACGAGGACAAAUAGUUUUGUGCCCAAAUUGGGAGGACAACCGCAAAAAGUUCCUAAGGAAGCAAGAAUUCGCAGGCCCAUGAACGCCUUCAUGGUAUGGGCGAAAGUUGAGAGAAAGAAGUUAGCCGAUGAAAAUCCUGAUCUCCACAACGCUGAUUUGAGCAAGAUGCUUGGAAAAAAAUGGCGUUCCUUGACUCCCCAAGAUCGGAGACCGUACGUCGAAGAAGCAGAAAGACUACGGGUCAUUCAUAUGACUGAGCACCCUAAUUAUAAAUAUAGACCCAGAAGGAGGAAGCACAACAAACAAAGAUCUGGAACGACAACUGGAACUCCAGGACCUCGAGUCGGGACGUCCAUAGCGAGUCCCGGUCUACCCAACAUGUCCCCUCGAUAUACGGGAUACAUACCAAAUGCCAACCUGUCACCAACCAUCCAACAAGGGAGUGGUUAUGGUGGUUUAGAAUUCUCAAAUACAGGUGCUGUGAACGACUAUUCCCAAGACAAAAGGUACAGUCCUGUUAACUUCCAACAAAAAUACCAGCAGUACAGUUACAUGACGUAUCAGCAACAGCAGCAGCAGCAGCAGCAACAGCAGCAAAACUAUGCUCAAAAGAGUCCUUACGAACUCCACACUCCUGACGCUUCACCGUCCCAAAGUCCCGAACCGAAAGGCGCCAAACAACCCAGAAGUCCUUUAGAUAAAGACAGUUCUAAAGAGGAGAGCGACCACACACUUCCCACUCCGGAAUUAUCACCUCACAAUCAAGAGAAAGAAUAUCAGUUCGGCGAGGACAAAGGACAAAGGAUAUCAAACAUCCAACAUUCAACGCCAACAUCCACGAUAGGUAGUAACAGCCCAAACCAUCAAAACUAUCCGACUAGAGUACAAAACUUUAGGCAAAACAACAACGUGAGUUAUACAGAUUCGCAGCCGAUAACUUCCGUCCCGAUGGCAAAUGGAUUGUAUGUCAUGUGUGCCAAUAAAAGUUCGGUCGAACAAGGGCAUGUUGUCACUGGAACCUUUUAUCCACCCGUUGCCACAUCACAAGACCAGCAGUUACUCGGUGUGGCAAACAAUGCCCAAAAUAACAUGAGCAACACGGUAGCGAGCACGUCGAAUACAAUUCACUAUUAUAGCAACCCCAUGCAGCAAUAUUACGGCAACAAAGAUUACUAUAAAGACGAUAUACCCACCCUUCUUAAUAACCAAGAAGGUGGUAAAAACGAAGCCUACAUCUCGUACAAUCAACAGAUGAAAAACGACAUAAUUAUGGAAAAGCCAGAGUACGAUGCGUAUAAAAACGCUAUAACAGAUCAAUAUCAAACGGCCUAUACCGCGAACCCCAUUGUGCAGUCGUACAUGCCCCAGAACGAAGAACGCAGCGACGUAGAUAGUGACGUUGACACCAGGGAAUUCGACAAAUAUUUGAAGUAUACAAACAACGAUUCAAACAUUGUCGACUCGAAUCAUAAUUAUCAUAGGAACGAGAGCAUCUGCACUAACGUGACCUAUAACUUCCAAGCUCAGCCAACGUCUGUGAUCUUGCCGAAUACUAACAUAAAACCGGAACCGUUACUGAAUCAUUAUCCGGAAGUGUAUAAUGGUGAAUUCCCACCGGGCAGUGUUCAGCAGAAAGACGACGAUUUUAGUGAAAUUUUGGCCGACGUGCGGAAAACUUGUUACAGUAAUUGAAGUGCGAUUUAUAGAUCAAUAGUCAAUUUUUAUAUGUGCAAUAAGUUCGAGAUGACGCGGUCAGUUGUGUAGCAUAAUGUGACUUACUUACGGCCAGUGCAAGUAUGUCGAAACGGAUCAUCUAAACAUUUCAUGAAAAGAAAAUUUUGAUAAUGAACUGCAGUGGGACUACUAGAUUGGAUUUUUUUAUUUGUUACAGGUUCACGAAAUCGCUCCACGAAUGUAAGCACCUUAUUGUUAAACUUCACAGGCGGAAAAGCUAGAUACUAAAAAAUAUUAGGUACAGUUUUAAUUAUGACUGUUUAAAAAUAAUAUGGAAAACAAUCAAAUUAUUUUUCUUUCAAUUUGUAUUUAUCCAAUUUUAUUAGCAACUCAAAUUUUCAUUAAAAAUCGAAGAUGAGUGAUUUUUGCCGAAAAGUAGGUAUUUCUAAGUUAACAAAAUAUGGACUACACACAAAAAGGAAAAUAUUUUGGAAAAACACUGAAUGUUAAAUUAAAUAUCUGCUUCAAACAUUUUAAAAUAGUAAAAAAUUGAUAUAUUGCGGCAUUGCUAAAUACUAAAAUCAGGUACCACAAUUAUUUAUUACAUUAGGAGGCAUUCAUAUAUUACAUAAACAGACCUUUAAUAAUUUUACACCCUUUCUCCGCUGCAUAAGCAAAAAUAAAAAAAAAUUAUGAGCGUCCCUCCCAAAUAAUAAGAUUUAAUAUUUUUUUUAAAGCUCUCAAUGUUUGGUUUUUAGAAAGGAUUUCAUUAUAUCUAAAAGUUAAAACAACACUGUAAUAAAUCUAAGAUCUCAGCUCACAAAAAAUGGCCUUCUCUUUUGACAGAAUAGUAAUCAAGGAGUAACAGUUUGCCUUUGUAAAAUCUUAAAUUUCAAUCGAAACCGAAUCAAAUUCUGAAAAUUCGUAGUAUUGUACAAACUAGAACCGCCCUCAUUCGUAAUGGCUAAUGAUAUAUUGAAAUCCAUAAUUACUAUAGUAUUGUUCUGAAAACGUUUUUAUUAUUUUGUAAUUUUUCAUUUUACGUGAGAUUUAUAACAUCCGAACGAUGCUACAAAUCGGACAUACUGUGCAAGUGAGAACUCCCUUUGUCAGAAAAAGUACGAAACCUCGCCCCUAAGACUUCUUACGUAAUAUUUAAACGCCCUCUUAUUGCUAAAAAGAUCACUAUGUAAUGCUUACGUAUGUAUAAAAAAAUUUGCACACAUUUUCAGUACAAUUCUGGCAAAUUUUCAGCAUUACUUGGUAUUUUACCUAAAAGUUUACAAAAUUGAUACUACAAAUAGUUAUUACUCUUUUACCAGCCUUAACUUUUCAUGAAAUGUAUUAAAUAAAUAGAUUACGACAUGCCUAUCACAUAAAAAAUAUCGCCGCCAUCAUGUACAGUUAUUAAUGGUGUGUCCUUUUUUCUAACGUCAACAAUAAGCAUUAAAAUUCCAGAAAUUAUUUCAAACGAUAUACAUAGAUAAGAAUUAGAAAAAAAAACAAUACGAUUUUUCUUAUUGCUCGUAAAUAUAUAAAAAGUUGAUUUUAAGUUAUUUUUCCAAGCGAAACAUAACAACAAUACAGCACUUUAUUAUUUUUCGUUCAUUCAUUUAAAAAAUUGUCCUACAGUAGUUGGCUAUCAUGCAUUUCUAAUCUCUGAUAGCAAAUUUUAGAACUGUAGGAAUCUGAAUCUAAUCCAUUAUCCAUAUAAUGUUAUGAUUUAAAAAUUAUGAAACACAUAAAAUAUACACAUAGAUCUCAAAAUAAUCGCGCAAUUAGGUACACCAUUUGGUUGAUACUGUUUAUCAAUAAUACCUACACUAGAUGAUAUAAGAGUAAAAAAAUUUGCAAAUUGUUAAAAAAACAUAAGACACUAUAGCUCGAACUUCUUAUAAAAGAAAACAAUUCUUCUAAAGAUGCAUUCAGACUAAGUGAACGAAUACUUAUUCGCCCUUUACUUCCGCUGACUCCUUGAUGUAAUAUUACUUUCAAUAAGUAGGCAGUGUUCAUUAGUAUUCCAUAACUGUUCGAUUGUCAUUAACACUAAACAAAUGUGAAUCGAACCUUUUGUUCCUAUAUUCUAUGCUGUCGUUCGCUUAGUUUUAACGCACUUUAAAAAAUUUACGAACUGUGUGAUGGUAGAUGCUUCAAAGACUGAGUUUAACCGAAUCGAAAUCGUUUUUCGUGAAUCUAUGAAACGAAAUGCCUGAUUUAAUUGUGAUCAAAAGUCAACUAAAAGUGCUCUUAAUUUUUUUGUAUGUAAAUAU